AUGCUGUGGGUUAUUCUUUUAUUUUUAACUGUCGCUAAAACAGAAGAUUCACUAGAGAAAUUCAAAGAAUGUAAUAAUCAAAAAUGUAUUUUAGUGCGAUGUUAUUUUCCUGUUUCGGAAUUCUUAAAUGCAACACGAAAUGAAAUGAAAUUAUUCGAUGAUUUUAUCGGGCAACACCAUAUUUUCAUGGACUAUCAUCUAUGCAAUGAUCUAUCGGCGGACAAUAUGGACGAAGUAGGCGCAUGUAUUUAUGGUGUAUUGUUUAAGCUAUACCAAUUUGAUGCAAAUUUAACAAUCCAUCAACGUACGCAUGUUCAACAAGCAUUAAUACAAGAAGAAUCAAUUGCAAUAGUUAUGGAUAUGGUAUCGAAUAUUCUCUAUCGCAUUCCAAUGAUUAGUCAGGCGAAUGAAUUAGAAAAUAUUAUUCGAAAUUCAGAUGGUGAAGAUCUUGUUGUUAUUGAUGCUCAAUCGCUUAUAGCUCAAGUUCACCUUGAAAUUAGUCGAACUAUUUUGAAUUAUGGACCGUGGUUUACUUUUGUUUAUUCUACUAUUGGGAGCGAUGAAAAGAUAGCUGAGUGUUUAUACCGUAUCUAUACAUUGGGUCGUGGUGUUAGUGGACCGAACUGUGCUAUACAAAACAAUAUUCAAAUGACAUUAGAACAGCAAAUAAAUGCUCAAAUAUCUUCACCGGAUAGUAUUAAAUCGUUUUCUGAUCUUACUCAUAUAAAUGUAUUUAAACGACUUUCAUCAAUACUAUUUUAUAUUCACACAAAUUCAACGCUCAAUUUAAUAUCAUACAAAAAUAUGGUUGUCAUUCCGGUGAAUAUGUUGAGUUUCAAUGCAAGCGACCGAGAAAAUUAUGCAUUUUUAAAUGAACCAUAUCCAUUCUAUUUAUUUUGGUCAGCAAAAGAAAAUGUAUUUCAACGCCUUGGAGAUCAACCGUCUAAUGAACUUCUUGAUACUCUGAUUCGAGAAGAACAAGGAGAAGACUUCCGAAACGACUAUGGAAUGUUCGACGAUGAAGUACGACGUUUAGCUGAUGCGAUUGGAAAUAUCAAAAUAGAUCCAAGUGUUUUCUUUCUUAAAGAUCAUGACGAUUAUCAUCGUUUUCAAGGAAAUCAUUCAAACACUGCGGUGCUUUUCACUGUUAGAUGGGAUUCAACAUCGAAACUAGCUCGAAAAACAUUUCAUGAAAUAGCACCUCAACUGAACCAGUUUAUAUCUAUGAUGGAUAUUGAUUGUUUUGAUUGGACUGAUCUAUGUGACGAAGAAAAUAUUUUUGAAUGGCCAACAUUACUUCUAAUUGAAAAUAAAAUAGUAAAAAAGAUCUAUGAAGGUAGUACGGAUAAAAAUGAAAUGACGUUAGCUUUAUUUCGAUUUUCAGUUAAACAACCGUAUCUUAUUGAAGAUGAUUCCAAUGAAAUCUUAAUCGAAAAAAUCCUUGCACGUCAACAAGUGAUUGUUACAGCUCGAAUUCAACAUGAAGAGAAAAUUUUAUACGAUACUUAUAAAAGUCUAGUCGAUAUGUUUUCCGAUAAUGAACAUAUCUUUUUCAUAUUUCAAUAUUCGACGGAAAGUUCUUCGUUAAUUAUAAAACAAAAGUAUGGCGAUGUUUUAUUGCAACCGAAAACAAUGGCUCAUACGUUCAGUUGCGAUUUUAAUGAUCUUCAAAAAUUAAUUAUGAAUGCACUUCAAGUCCCAUUGAUUCCAUUCGAUCCUUUAGAUAUAAUAAAAUCAACUGCAGCCACAUUUAUAGCAGCCAGUUAUUCACAAUUGAUUGAUAAUUCACUCUCGAAAGAUCUAUCAACAGAAAUUCCUCUUAUUUGGAUUGACACAAAUUCACCAUGGGUUCUAACAAUAGAUCAAUAUGGUCCUAUUCCUUAUCCGGCAGUAAUAUAUAUUAAUUUUUCUAAUGGAAAGGUUUAUGUGAGCUCUGAUUUUAAUGAUAUUGACGCAUGGCUUAAAACAGCUCAAAUGGGUACCAUAGCACCAUUCUAUGAAUUGUCUUCGACUGACAUAGACGAAGGUCCAACACAAGAAGCAAUUGACUUUAAAAAGCAAAUGUACAACGAACGAUUCCUAGAAGACGUUCGUUUGUUUCAUGAAGAAUCUGAAAAAAUCAAUGAACACGGAUUAGGAUUUGAUAUGAACGGUCUUCCUAUUGAAAUGAAUAAUUAA
Messenger RNA from Rotaria socialis, 2178 nucleotides. The record is from the annotation of a GenBank genome assembly. Lineage: Eukaryota; Metazoa; Rotifera; Eurotatoria; Philodinida; Philodinidae.